This is a messenger RNA of Nerophis lumbriciformis (worm pipefish), 573 nucleotides long. The record is from RefSeq and is a predicted model, not a curated record. NCBI's taxonomy places the organism in Eukaryota, Metazoa, Chordata, Actinopteri, Syngnathiformes, Syngnathidae.
AUGCUUUCCGCCGCUAUCACGGUCCUUAAACGCACCCGUGUAGAACAUUGCGUGAGGUUCAUCCACUCUUCUACUUUGGUCGAAAUGCCGAUUAAGGUGGGCGACUCUCUUCCUGCAGUGGAAGUCCAUGAGGGUGAGCCAGGAAAGAAGGUGGAUAUGAACACACUCUUUAAGGGGAAGAAAGGCAUCCUCUUUGCAGUCCCGGGAGCUUUCACCCCUGGUUGCUCCAAGACUCACCUCCCAGGUUUUGUGCAGCAGUCAGCGGAAAUGAAGAGUAAAGGCAUACAGGAGGUGGCCUGUGUGUCCGUGAAUGAUGCUUUUGUCAUGGCUGCCUGGGGAAAAGAGCAUGGAGCAGAUGGCAAGAUUCGAAUGCUUGCUGAUCCUACUGGAGAAUUUACAAAGGCUGUGGACUUGCUCCUUGAAAGUGAUCAGAUCGUGCAGGUACUUGGAAACAAGCGAUCAAAGAGGUAUGCCAUGCUGGUGGAGGAUGGAGUCGUAAAGAAGAUUAAUGUGGAGCCUGAUGGCACAGGGCUGACUUGCAGCCUGGCACCCAGUUUUAUGUCUGAACUCUAA